This is a messenger RNA of Gordionus sp. m RMFG-2023, 708 nucleotides long. RefSeq lists its product as uncharacterized. The record is from RefSeq and is a predicted model, not a curated record. Lineage: Eukaryota; Metazoa; Nematomorpha; Gordioida; Chordodea; Parachordodidae. The transcript is spliced from 4 exons. The coding region runs from base 1 to 708 and encodes 235 amino acids.
AUGUAUGAAAACGUUAUGAUCCCAGUUAUAUAUGCUCUCCUCCAGAUAAAUCAAGGGAGACAUAUAUUCAUUCAUAUAGUCAAAAAUUUUUGUACCCGUGAAGGUAUUUAUUUCAAUCCUCCAAUUGGCCAAACAGAUUUUGAGGCGGCAGCUAUAUCUGCUCUUCGAUUUGUAUUCCCAAAUAUAGUGAUCAAAGGAUGUUUCUUUCAUUAUUCUCAAGCUUUAUGGCGGAAAUGUCAAGCUUUGGGUUUUGUUAGAUAUUAUCUAAACGAUUCUUAUGUCCAUUUAGUUGUUAGGCGGAUGACAACUUUACCAUUUUGCAAGGAGGAGCAUAUGGCCGAAGUUAGUUUAUCAUGCUACUCAAUAGCAACUAAUAAUCCAUCCCUACUUCGUUUUAUGGAGUAUAUGGACCAUACAUGGCAUGGUGAAACUGCCUUAUUCCCUCAUACUAUAUGGACAAGGUAUCAUGUAGAUGGGCCCCGCACAAAUAACCAUCUCGAGUGGUUCCAUCAUGCCCUAAAAAGAAAAACAAGCAGUGCACAUCCGAAUGUGUACGUCCUAAUAAAAAUAUUGAUCGAAAAUCAGAAUUCGAACGAUAUUAAAUUGAUACAAAUUCAUAAUGGAUCGAUUGUUCGGCGGGCAAAUCGCACUUUUGAAAGAUUGAAUCAUAAAAUAGACAAUUUAACGUCUAUAUAUACGUGUAUAUGA